Messenger RNA from Patella vulgata (common limpet), 3923 nucleotides. Its product is annotated as fibropellin-1. The transcript has 17 exons. Gene Ontology annotation, biological process: cell communication. The record is from RefSeq and is a predicted model, not a curated record. The coding region runs from base 73 to 3408 and encodes 1111 amino acids. Gene Ontology annotation, cellular component: membrane. Lineage: Eukaryota; Metazoa; Mollusca; Gastropoda; Patellidae. Gene Ontology annotation, molecular function: calcium ion binding.
GACAAGAGAUGCGUAAUACCGGAUUUUUGUCACUUAAACUGUGAUAAGUUGGAGAGUUAACAGAGCAUCACAAUGUUCUUAUUACCAAUAUGGUUUUAUAUAACACUCUUAGCUUUAUAUUGCACACUUCUUACGCCUGUGUCUUCUAGUGGUUUGAUCAAAGUUCAGUUACAGACGUUUCGCAAUCCCGGGGGUAAAGGUCAUAAUGGACACUGUUGUGAUGGUAGAUGGAUAUUUUGUGGAUCAGCGUGUGAUCAUCGUUUCACCGUUUGUCUGGACAGAAGUAAUGGGAAUACGAAUAUAAAUAGUUGUGUCUAUGGUAAAAUAGCUACUGGAGAAGUGUCGAAUCAGAAUAAUAUUAAUUUCGGAAGUAAAAUCGCCAACACAGCCAAUCCUAUGGUUUUCAGAGUAAAUUCAUUACCGUCGAAAUUGAAGAUAAAAGUUGGUGUUUGGGAUGUUGAUGAUAAUAGUGCGCAUGAUUUUGUUAUUUUUCUCCAGUCUCUACUGUAUAUAUCACCUGGGACAUCUAAACGCUUAGUUAUGUCGAAUAGAGUAACGUUAACGGCUAUGGUAUCAAGUGAAUGUAGUGCAGGGUAUUAUGGUUCAUCCUGUAACGUAUAUUGUGUUGGUGCAGAUAGCUAUUGGGGACAUUACACAUGCGAUAAAACAACAGGGGCUAAAAUAUGUCUACCAGGAUGGACGAACAUUAUUAGUGGUUGUAAACAGAGUAUUAACGAUUGUCAAUGGUCACCGUGUCAAAAUGGAGGAAAAUGUAAAGACGGCCAUCGUGAAUAUUCAUGUUUAUGUAAAAGUGGAUUUGAAGGUGCACGAUGUGAAGUAAAUGUAGAUGAUUGUGAAGAUAAAUCGUGUAAUAAUAAUGGUGAAUGUAUUGAUGGAAUUGACAGUUAUACAUGCAAAUGUCAUGAUGGCUGGGCAGGUAUCAACUGUCAAACAGAUAUUGAUGAAUGUCAAUCAUUGCCAUGUUUAAACAAUGCGAUCUGUGAAGAUGUGUUAAAUAACUAUUUUUGUGUGUGUGACGAUGGCUGGACAGGUAGAAAUUGUGAGAUAAAUAUAGAUGAUUGUAAUAGUAAUUUAUGUAAGAAUAAUGGUACCUGUAUUGAUCUUAUCAACACUUAUAAAUGUCAGUGUAAUGAAGGAUGGGCGGGGCUUAAUUGUGAAACAGAUAUAGAUGAGUGUCAAUCAUCACCUUGUUUACAUCAAGGUACAUGUAAAGAUGACGUAGCAGGCUAUAAAUGUUAUUGUCCAGUCGGUACUUCAGGUAAAAACUGUGAAUUAAAUUACGAUGAAUGUCAAAGUUUACCAUGUGAACAUGGCGGUUCGUGUUUAGAUGGUAUUGGUAACUUCACAUGUAAAUGUUUACCGGGUUUUACUGGUUUAUAUUGUGAAAUAAAUAUUAAUGAAUGUGACUCGUCGCCAUGUAGACAUGGUGGUUUUUGUAUUGAUGCCGUCGAUAUGUAUAGGUGUAUAUGUUCACUUGGAUUUACUGGUAGAAAUUGUGAGAUAAAUAUAGAUGAUUGUAAUAGUAAUUUAUGUAAGAAUAAUGGUACCUGUAUUGAUCUUAUCAACAAUUAUAAUUGUCAGUGUAAUGAAGGAUGGGCGGGGCUUAAUUGUGAAACAGAUAUAGAUGAGUGUCAAUCAUCACCUUGUUUACAUCAAGGUAUAUGUAAAGAUGAAGUAGCAGGCUAUAAAUGUUAUUGUCCAGGCGGCACUUCAGGUAGUAACUGUGAAUUAAAUUACGAUGAAUGUCAAAGUUUACCAUGUGAACAUGGCGGUUCGUGUUUAGAUGGUAUUGGUAACUUCACAUGUAAAUGUUUACCGGGUUUUACUGGUUUAUAUUGUGAAAUAAAUAUUAAUGAAUGUGACUCGUCACCAUGUAGAAAUAAUGGUUCUUGUAUUGAUGAGGUCGAUAUGUAUAGAUGUAUAUGUUCACUUGGAUUUACUGGUAAACAGUGCGAAUUGGAUGUAAACGAAUGUGAAUCUGAGCCAUGUUUAAAUGGUGGACUGUGUGUGAAUUUAAUAGGUUCGUAUAAAUGUGAGUGCCCUCUAGGAUAUGGUGGAGGUCUCUGUGAAGAAGAUUAUUGUAGUGCCAGUCCCUGUCAGAAUCAGGCCACCUGUAUGGGAGAGAUAGACGGGUUUAACUGUAGUUGUAUAGCAGGUUAUACUGGUGAACUAUGUGAAGAAAAUAUUGAUGACUGUGUUGAUGAACCAUGUGUAAACAAUGCUACAUGUGUUGAUCAUAUUGAUGCUUUUGUUUGUGAAUGUUAUGUUGGAUAUACUGGUGUAUAUUGUGAAAGUGAAAUUGAUUAUUGUGUCAACAAUAGUUGUAAUGAGGGAUCGACGUGUAUCAAUUUACCUGAAGGCUAUAACUGUAUCUGCGCUGAUGGCAGGACUGACUGGAAUUGCUCUCAAAAUAUCGAUGAAUGUUCAACCAAUCCAUGCUUUAACAACUCGACGUGCAUAGACUAUGAUGGCAGUUUUGGGUGUAUCUGUGAUGACAUGUCCACCGGUCCACUCUGUGAAUCAUCAAUAGGCCCAUGUUAUGAUGGAGGAACUUGUUAUAAUAAUGCAACAUGCGUGGAAGAGGAAAAUGGCAAUUUUUACUGUAACUGUUCCAGCGAUUGGUCAGGCGUUUACUGCAACGAAACAACUACAGACGAUACUAUAAAAUCGACUGACUAUUCAGAUGAAACAACCACUGAAAUUGAAUAUAUAGAAACAACUACACCAAUAACAACCACAGAAAUAACAACGCAUUUACCAACAACAUCCCAAAUAUUUUACAAACCAAAAGAAAUAAGGAUACCGUUUUACGUAAAGGGUUCUUUAAGUAAGGUAGAUGAAGGUAUAGUAAGGAAUGGUAUAAAAAAGAUUCUAAUACAGUAUGGUAAUUACGAAGACUCGGGAAUACGAAUGGCGGUAAAAACUGAGUUUGUUUUUGGACAAAUGGGUGAAGAAAUAACGUCCGUUUCAUUUCGAGUGGUGUCUGGAAGAAGGAGGAUACCUAAACAAAAAUUAGAAAAACUAUUAAGUGAUUUGACAGCCGAACAAUUCUACAGGCAAAUUCCAUAUGAAAUCUACGAGGGCACGACAAGAAAUGCGCUAACAGCAAAACAAGACUCGAAUCCGUUUCAGGUAUUGGAUACUAAAUGGAUUGUUGCUAUGAUAUGUGUAGCUGUAGCGGUUUGUUGUAUCAUAGCUAUAGUUAUUGUUCGAGUGAAGAAAAAUAGGCUGAAAAGAUCUGCAGCUAUUAUUACAGAUUUAUAUCCCAGAUCAUCUUCGACAGGCCAAGCUUUCGACAACAUCUUAUAUCAACCCACUGAAGGAAUACGUCCUAUUUGUUCUAUUUCGGAAUCAUCUUCGGGUCCAGACAGAUACAUAACGGAAUGAAAUACUUAAUAACAAAAUUACUUCUGAUAAAAUGGAUAUUCAGGAGAAAAUUUAUAAUUAUUCAGGACAUAAAGCACACUUUGCUAGUAUGUUGAUACGUAGAGUAUGCCAUUGAUGUGUACAAAGCAAAAUUAUGAUAAAUCCAAUAAUAGAAAUCAUCAACUGAAACACCGAGUGCAUUUUCCAGUUACUUAAUUAAAGACAAUAUAAAUAUAUUUUUAAUUGUACAUAUUAUUAUAAUUAGUUCUUUUGUAUAUAUUUGUUCCUUGGAAUAUAUUAUUUUUGAGAGGACUAAAGAUCAUGCAUCUUAAUCUAAAAGAAUAUCUAAGAACAUCAUAUUUUAAUUGCCUUUGUAAAUUAUUGCCAUUUUUUGUACAUAAAUCAAUUAACCACGAGAAACUGGCAUUGUAAAUAUCUGAAUCAUUUGUAAUUGUAAAUAUGUUGGCCUAUAUGGAUUUUGUUCUGUAUUGCAAGUUAGAAGUUGUUUUUUUAUAAAAAAAAAUCCCAGGACAUCA